GUGAACUCUUGAACCCGCUCCGCAACACAACGCGAGCCUCCGGGGCGGAGAACGAGGACGCGCCUCGCGCGGGGAGAGCGCCCGCCCGCCCCGACGAUGAGGGCCGCCGGGGAGCCCGGGCCUGCCACCUCCCCUCUGCUCCCCGCCCGCCCGCGGCUCGGCGGCCGUGCCCCCAGACGCGGAAGCCCGGCAGGACGCGGCUCGCCCGCUGCCCCCGCCCCGCCCGGCCUCACCAGCAGCGCAGUGCCUCUGGGCCCCGGCCGCCCGCCACCCUGCCUUUCCCGGAGGGGCCCCUCGCCCGCCUCACCCCCUUCACGGGGCGCUCUCUCAGCCGCCCCCCGGUCAGGCCCCAGCCCGGACCCUGGCCUUUCCUGCCGCAGCCCCCCGGAGAACCCUCCUCACCUGGGCUUGAGGCUGCCGGCGCCCCGCUCGUAG
Messenger RNA from Neopsephotus bourkii (Bourke's parrot), 435 nucleotides. Its product is annotated as actin nucleation-promoting factor WAS-like. Bases 97 to 435 code for a protein of 112 amino acids. The transcript has a single exon. The record is from RefSeq and is a predicted model, not a curated record. Lineage: Eukaryota; Metazoa; Chordata; Aves; Psittaciformes; Psittacidae.